AUGGCUGCUCCCGCCGAUGCCGACGCGAACGGCGGUCACCACCCCAGCAAGGACCGCGCUGCAUCGCAGGCCGCCGACAACGCGGACUAUGCGCGUGGCGGGUCUGCGGCGGGCGACGUGGCAGACGCUGCGCUCAGCUCAAAAUCCGACGUUGGCUACCGCGGCGAAAAGCAAGUCAAGCCGAACAAGGUCUACAUUGGCGGCCUGCCUGAACAUACUCGAAGAGAAGAUCUUGAAAGCUGCUUCGGCAAAAUUGGAAGCAUCGUGAACAUUGAAUUGAAAGUCGGAUAUGGCUUUGUGGAAUUUGAGACUCGUGAGGCAGCGGAGGAGAGCGUUGCGAAGUACCACGAAGGCUAUUUCAUGGGUAACAAGAUUCGUGUUGAACUUUCUCAUGGUGGUGGUAGAACGGCCAAGUACAGCGGCGACCCGGGAGCUUGCUUCAAGUGCGGCCAGCUGGGCCAUUGGGCCAGAGAAUGCCCGAACCAUCUGUCGACUAGCCGCCGCUCUAGUCACCAUCCUAGUGAUGCUCCUCUCAUUGACCGAAUCCAGCCACCCCGUGACUAUCCGGCACCUCCUAGAGACUAUCCUCCUUACCGUGAUGAGUACCGCUAUCCCCCUGCACCUCCCAGAGAUGCUCGCUACGGAGAGUAUCGCGACUAUCCUCCGCCGCCUGCUAGGUCUGCGCGUGACUAUGAUGAUUACAGAAUGAGAGGCCCACCGCCUCCUCCUUUGCCGCCACCAGCUCGCUAUGAAUCUCGUCCAGGUUAUUACGCUCCUGAUGCCGACGUUCCGCCGCCUGGCUAUCCUCCCCGUGGCUAUCCUCCUCCGCCCCCGCGCGAUUACUACGACCGCUACGAGCGGCGUGCGGCUCCGCCUGCUGAUCGCUAUGCCUCUUAUCCUCCGCCCCCUGCUGCGAGACCUAGAACUCCGCCUGGUGGACCUUCGGCUCGUUCUCGUGAUGAUUACGAACGGCCUCCUCGCGACUACGUUGCUCCCGCUGCAGAUGUGCGCGGCCGACCGGCAUCACCUCCCCCUCCUACCUCUUCGCGUUAUGCAGAGUACCCUGCCAGGGCGGGCAGCUCUGAGGCACCUACUCGAUACCGCCGUCGCUCGCAAAGUCCUCCCCCUCGCUCAUCUACUGGCGCUUACGAAGCAGGCUACUCGGGUUCUGGCGGCGCUCCCUAUAAUGGCAACUCUUCUGGCGGCUACGCGGGCGCGGGUGGUGGCUACACCAAUGGCAGCUCUGCAGCUCCUCCUAGGGGUUCUGGCUCUGGCAGGGACUACCCGGCACGCAGCUCUCGCGACGUCGAACCUAGUGCUAGCUACAGGCGGCCGUGA
Postia placenta MAD-698-R-SB12 is the source of this 1338-nucleotide messenger RNA. RefSeq lists its product as hypothetical. NCBI's taxonomy places the organism in Eukaryota, Fungi, Basidiomycota, Agaricomycetes, Polyporales, Adustoporiaceae. Gene Ontology annotation, molecular function: mRNA binding; zinc ion binding. The transcript has 9 exons. The coding region runs from base 1 to 1338 and encodes 445 amino acids. The record is from RefSeq and is a predicted model, not a curated record. Gene Ontology annotation, cellular component: nucleus; cytoplasm; ribonucleoprotein complex.